AUGGCUGAAGGUGUGCUCCUUUUCAAUGUUGCGGAGGAAAUAAUAAAGAAACUGGGCUCCCUAGCUGCUCAGGAGGUUGCUCUCUGGUGUGGUGUCAAAGAUCAGCUACGCAAGCUCGAGGGCACACGGAAACAAUUGGUGUAUGGGAACAAAGUAUCGGGGAAGGUACGUGUUUUCUUCUCAAAAUCAAACCAAUUUGUUUAUGGUUUGGGGAUGGGUCAUGAAGUGAAAGCACUUAGGGAGAGACUAGCUGACAUCGAUGCUGAUAGUAAACGAUUUAACUUUGAGGUUCAUCAUGAGGAGAAAGCUCCUUUGACCACGGUCAGGGAGCAAACUAACUCCUCUGAACAUGAAGUUAUAGUUGGGAGAGAAGGUGAUAAAGUGGCACUUAAAACUUUUCUGCUGAAUUCCAACAAUGAACAGAAUGUUUCUGUCAUCUCAAUAGUUGGAAUAGGUGGAUUGGGGAAGACCACACUCGCUCAACAUGCUUUCAAUGAUGAGCAAGUUAAGGAGCACUUUGGUCUGAAACUCUGGGUUAGUGUCUCAGGUGGUUUAGAUGCGAAAAAGAUUCUCAAAGAUAUCUUACAGGCUAUACCUAAAAAAGAUAGUAACUUAGAGGCUGCUGGUGUUAGGGGAGAUUCUGAUCA
This is a messenger RNA of Dovyalis caffra, 647 nucleotides long. The record is from the annotation of a GenBank genome assembly. Lineage: Eukaryota; Viridiplantae; Streptophyta; Magnoliopsida; Malpighiales; Salicaceae.